AUGCGUGUUCUUGUUCGCCUGGUCGGAGGUUCAGAUAAUACAAACAACACAGAAGGUCGAGUAGAGGUUUUCUACCAUGGUCAAUGGGGAACAAUCUGUGAUGACAGCUGGGAUCUUAAUGAGGCUAAUGUUGUAUGUCGUUUUUUGGGUCUACCAAGAGCAGUGGCUGCACCACACAACGCUGCCUUUGGUCAAGGAACUGGUCCAAUCUGGAUGGAUGAUGUACACUGCGGUGGGAAAGAAUCAUCUUUGUUUCAGUGUGAGCAUAGAGGACUGGGUUCGCAUAAUUGUAAACAUGGAGAAGAUGCAAGUGUUGUGUGUGGACCCUCACCAUUGAUUUCCUUGAACAUUACGAAUAUCACUGGUGAGAUCAGCAGUCCCGGAUACCCAAGAUAUAUGGAACGGGCCCACUACGAGUGGAUAUUCAGACCUCCCAUACCACGUGCGCGUAUAGCUUUGUAUUUAGAAGACAUCGAUUUGGAUCGCAGUUACCAGAAUGGGGAAAGUAGCCUUAAAGUACAAGAUGCUUCAAAUAUCCAACUUUUAUACAUCAAGAACAAGAAACGUGAACCUCUCUCUAUUGUCGUUGAAACCACAAGUGCAAAAGUCGUUUACUACUCUGAGUCUUCCGCUUCUAAAGGCCAAGGGUUUAAGAUAAGAUACAACGCCUUUCGCAUGUCUGACAAUGACCUGGUAUGUUACAAAACCUGGAACGUGUCCAUCAUCCAGAAUGAUCCAGGAAGAAUCAAUGUCUCUUGGUCCCCUGUACCACAAGCGUCUCACCAACCUGGCUCUACAUACACCUUCUUGGUUUUAUAUAAAAUUGUUAAAAGUACCUACACUAACUUUACCAUUGGUGCGAUCUCGAGAACGGCUAGGAUUGAGUUUCUGUAUCCGAACACAACAUAUUCCAUACGAGUGAUCGCUCUAGACACGUCAAGUACUAAUAGUACAACGAUAUACAGUUGUCCACAGCUGGUAAAGACACUUGAUGUAAUUGUUCGCCUGGUCGGAGGUUCAGAUAACACCAACAACACAGAAGGUCGAGUAGAGGUUUUCUACCAUGGUCGAUGGGGAACAGUCUGUGGAGACUAUGAUUGGGGUCUUGAAGAGGCUGAUGUUGUGUGUCGUUCUCUGGGUCUACCAAGAGCAGUGGCUGCACCACGCAACGCUGCCGCCUAUGGUCAAGGAGCUGGUCCAAUCUGGAUGGAUGAUGUACGUUGUAGUGGAAGUGAAUCAUCUUUGUUUCAGUGUGAACAUAAAGAGCUGGAAGAGCAUAGCUGUGGACAUUACCACGAUGCAGGUGUUGCUUGUGGACUCCCACCAUUUAUUGUUCGCCUGGUCGGAGGUUCAGAUAAUACAAACAACACAGAAGGUCGAGUAGAGGUUUUCUACCAUGGUCAAUGGGGAACAAUCUGUGAUGACAGCUGGGAUCUUAAUGAGGCUAAUGUUGUAUGUCGUUUUUUGGGUCUACCAAGAGCAGUGGCUGCACCACACAACGCUGCCUUUGGUCAAGGAACUGGUCCAAUCUGGAUGGAUGAUGUACACUGCAGUGGGAGAGAAUCAUCUUUGUUUCAGUGUGAGCAUAGAGGACUCGGUUCGCAUAAUUGUGGACAUUACAAUGAUGCAGGUGUUGCUUGUGGACUCCCAACAUUGAUUUCCUUGAACAUUACGAAUAUCACUGGUGAGAUCAGCAGUCCCGGAUACCCAAGAUAUAUGGAACGGGCCCACUACGAGUGGAUAUUCAGACCUCCCAUACCACGUGCGCGUAUAGCUUUGUAUUUAGAAGACAUCGAUUUGGAUCGCAGUUACCAGAAUGGGGAAAGUAGCCUUAAAGUACAAGAUGCUUCAAAUAUCCAACUUUUAUACAUCAAGAACAAGAAACGUGAACCUCUCUCUAUUGUCGUUGAAACCACAAGUGCAAAAGUCGUUUACUACUCUGAGUCUUCCGCUUCUAAAGGCCAAGGGUUUAAGAUAAGAUACAACGCCUUUCGCAUGUCUGACAAUGACCUGGUAUGUUACAAAACCUGGAACGUGUCCAUCAUCCAGAAUGAUCCAGGAAGAAUCAAUGUCUCUUGGUCCCCUGUACCACAAGCGUCUCACCAACCUGGCUCUACAUACACCUUCUUGGUUUUAUAUAAAAUUGUUAAAAGUACCUACACUAACUUUACCAUUGGUGCGAUCUCGAGAACGGCUAGGAUUGAGUUUCUGUAUCCGAACACAACAUAUUCCAUACGAGUGAUCGCUCUAGACACGUCAAGUACUAAUAGUACAACGAUAUACAGUUGUCCACAGCUGGUAAGGACACUUCAUGUCAUUGUUCGCCUAGUGGGAGGUUCAGAUAACACAAACAACACAGAAGGUCGAGUAGAGAUUUUCUAUAAUGGUCAAUGGGGAACAGUCUGUGGAGACUAUCAUUGGGGUCUUGAAGAGGCUAAAGUUGUGUGUAGCUCUCUGGGUCUUCCAAGAGCAGUGGCUGCACCACGCAACGCAGCCUUUGGUCAAGGAACUGGUCCAAUCUGGAUGGAAAAUGUACGCUGCAGUGGGAGUGAAUCAUCUUUGUUUGAGUGUGAUCAUAGAACAUUGGGUUAUAAUAAAUGUGGACAUAGAGAAGAUGCGAGUGUUGUGUGUGGACACCCACCACCAUUGCAGGUGAUUGACCCUAAGAAAGCAUGUGGUCCUGAUAAUAUCCCUGGUAACAUUCUGAAGAACACUGCUGAUGUUAUAGCCCCAUCACUAAGUCGUUUUUUCAACCUAUCACUGUCGUUAGGAAAAGUACCAACAUUAUGGAAGCGUGCAAAUAUCACUCCAGUCUUUAAAAAAGAAGAUCCAUCACUUGCUUCUAGCUACCGACAGAUAUCUCUAUUAAGUAUCUUAUCAAAGAUUUUGGAACGCUGUGUGUUUAACUACUGUUCUUCUCACAUUACACCUCUACUUUAUCCUCUACAACAUGGAUUUCUCAAAAGAAAGUCAACAGUUACUCAGCUUCUUGAGGUUUACCAUGAUCUUAGAAAAUCUUGCCAAUGGCACUGAAGUUGACGCUGUACACAUGGAUUUGUCUAAAGCAUUUGAUAAAGUAACCCAUCAUAUUCUUCUUUCUAAGCUAAAGAAAUACGGUAUCACUGGUGGACUUUUCGACUGGUUUCUUGAUAAUCUAAGCGAGAGAAAGCAGAGUGUUGUUAUUGAUGGUUCUUAAUCCGAAUGUUUACCUGUAUCAUCUUGGGUUCCUCAAGAAUCCAUACUUGGACCUCUUCUUUUUCUUGUGUAUGUUAAUAAUAUGCCUUCUUAUAUUCUAGGUGAUUCUAAACUUGCCUUAUUUGCUGAGGAUUCUAAACUAUACAAGGUCAUCAAAUCGGAUUCAGAUCACAACGAUUUGCAAAGGGAUAUUGAUCGUGUUUAUAGCUGCAGUGUCGAUUCUAAAAUGAAAUUCAAUGUUGACAAAUGUAAAGUUUUACAUAUGCACAAGAAAGGAAUUAAGGCUAUUAAUCAGUACAAAAUCGGCGAUGAAGAUCUACCUAACGCGCCCUAUACAAAAGAACUUGUAGUUAUUAUAUCAUCAGACCUCACCUGGGCAAAGCAUUUUGAGGAAAUGUGUUCCAAAGCUAACAAGUGUCUUGGUUUGAUAAAGCGUGUAUGUGGUAGAGAAAUUGCGGAUGCAAGAAUCCGUAACAUCUUUAUUUAGCUAUUGUGAGACCUCAGCUCGAAUAUGCUUCAAGUCUUUGGUCACCGUAUACUAUAAAAAAACUCCAACGUCUAGAAAAUAGAACUUUAUUUAGCGAGCUAAAUGCAUUAAAAACUGACAAUGAUUUUACAAAUACAACUCACAUAAUAUCUUUAUUUACCCUGAUUUAAAAAAAACGAUCAGCUGGACAUGAUAGAACAGCUGAUAUGAACCGGUGAUCAGUACACGGUCUUGUAUUUCACCUCUGAAUCUCGGAAUAUUGAGUCGGCAACAAAAUGGCAUCUGCCGACAAUCGUUUUGCUACAAUUUCCGAGUAUAUCACGAGUCAGGAAAUAAGUUAUGAAAAUCAAAGUUGUAAAAAAAGGAUGUAAAACAUGUAAAAAAUAAAUUUUCCGCCAUCGAUGUUGAGAUUCCAAUGUGAACCGUUGCAUUCACAAACCAGACU
Messenger RNA from Actinia tenebrosa (Australian red waratah sea anemone), 4127 nucleotides. RefSeq lists its product as uncharacterized. Gene Ontology annotation, cellular component: membrane. NCBI's taxonomy places the organism in Eukaryota, Metazoa, Cnidaria, Anthozoa, Actiniaria, Actiniidae. Gene Ontology annotation, molecular function: protein binding; protein-lysine 6-oxidase activity. Gene Ontology annotation, biological process: peptidyl-lysine oxidation; cell-matrix adhesion. The record is from RefSeq and is a predicted model, not a curated record.